CACUACUCUCACACUCAUUCAUCCCAUCCAGCCCUUUUUACGUCCCAUCUCUCAACUCUCUUCCACUUUCUAUACCCCAAAACCCUCUCUAUCUCACAAACCCAAAACCCAAAAAGACGAAAAAUACCCUCCCUCGUUCCCCUUCUCCGAUGAAAGAACCCUAGCCCUAAAAAAAAGAAAAAGAAAAACAAAGAAGAAAAACAUAGAAAUGGAUUCAACCCCACCGGCGUCGGACCCAACUCAGUCAACCGUUGAGUCAUCAAUCGGGUCAGGGUCAGCAUCAGCAUCAGCAUCAGCAUCAGCAGCGGCGGCGGCGGCGGCAGCACCACCGAGUCGGUACGAGUCGCAGAAGCGGAGAGACUGGAACACGUUCCUGCAGUACCUGAAGAACCACAAGCCGCCGCUCACGUUAGCGAGGUGCAGUGGGGCGCACGUUAUCGAGUUCCUGAAGUAUCUGGACCAGUUCGGUAAAACGAAGGUACACGUAAGUGGGUGCGCCUUCUUCGGGCACCCGAACCCGCCAGCGCCGUGCGCGUGUCCGUUGAAGCAGGCGUGGGGGAGCCUGGACGCACUGAUCGGACGGCUGAGGGCGGCCUAUGAGGAGAACGGGGGGAGACCCGAGUCGAACCCGUUUGGGGCACGAGCGGUGAGGAUUUAUCUGAGGGAGGUGAGGGAAGGGCAGGCGAAGGCGAGGGGGAUACCGUACGAGAAGAAGAAGCGGAAGAGGACAGCUGGGGCGGGGGAUGGAGGGGAGGGAAGUGGUGGUGGUGGUGGUGGGCCAUCUUCAGGAGGGGAUGGGGGUGGAGGGGAUGUGGAUGGAGGUGUAUCGACGGCUGAGAUUGCAUCGGGUAGUUAG
Molecule: messenger RNA, 856 nt
Organism: Magnolia sinica
Lineage: Eukaryota; Viridiplantae; Streptophyta; Magnoliopsida; Magnoliales; Magnoliaceae
Product: protein G1-like7
Exons: 1
Coding region: 209-856 (215 amino acids)
Biological process (GO): mRNA transcription; response to light stimulus
Cellular component (GO): nucleus
Source: RefSeq, a predicted model, not a curated record